CCUCAGCUUUUUCGCAUAGCUAGUGAGAACGUCAGACAGCACGGUUUGCUGCAGCGAGCGAUCUUUGUUUGCACUGUCCGUCCGGGUACCGUGUGUGCACUGGUGAAAAUUCUAAGGUUGAAAAUUGCAUAAAAAGGGAUCUAAUCUCGUUGGUGGAUUUGAAAACAAACGCGACCGUAAACGAAAGUUAAAUUGAAUCAAUUAAUCAAUUAUUGUGAUAAAUAGCCAAUUUUAUCGGAUUAAAUGUGUUAAGGUUGUUACGUAACGGUUGUAGUUGCAAGUUUGCCCCAAUUCUAUCUACAGUGAACACAUAUAUUAGCUGAUCCGGAGGAGUGCAAUAAAAAGAUCAAAAUGACGUCGAUAAACGUGGACAAGUACAAGCUGUCUGACAAGACGGCCAAACUCACAGCUAAAGAUAUCAUUCCCAUGAUCCAGUCAUCGGACUCGGCAGAAACUCGAGAGUUUUUGCAGAAGAUAAUGGAACUGCUCAUUGAUUACGUCAACAUUCAGAAUGACCGCAAGGAAAAAAUUCUAGAUUUUCACCACCCGGAGGAUAUGAAGAAGCUACUCAGCCUGGAGGUACCCGAUGAUGCUGUCAGUCUGCAACAGCUCGUCAAGGACUGCGCCAUCACGCUGAAGUAUCAAGUGAAGACGGGUCAUCCCCACUUCUUCAACCAACUCUCCAGCGGUCUGGACGUGGUUUCAAUGGCGGGAGAAUGGCUUACCGCGACCGCCAAUACAAACAUGUUCACGUACGAGAUUGCACCGGUGUUUAUCCUGAUGGAAAAUGUGGUUCUAUCGAAAAUGCGCGAAAUCAUCGGAUGGAAAGGCGGUGACUCGAUUCUCGCCCCCGGAGGUUCGAUUUCUAAUUUGUACGCUUUCCUGGCCGCUCGGCAUAAGAUGUUCCCAGGCUACAAAGACCAUGGAGCCCGUGCCUUACCUGGUGAGCUGGUUAUGUUCACCUCGGACCAGUGCCAUUACUCGGUGAAGUCCUGUGCCGCCGUUGGUGGGCUUGGAACCGACAACUGCGUUAUGGUUCCGUCGGAUGAGUACGGCAGAAUCAUUCCUUCCGAGCUGGAGCGUCUCAUCUUGGAACGAAAAGCACGUGGCCAGAUUCCAUUCUUUGUCAAUGCCACUGCGGGAACUACGGUGCUCGGUGCAUUUGACCCAUUGAAUGCGCUAGCCGACAUCUGUGAAAAAUACAACUGCUGGUUCCAUGUCGACGCUGCGUGGGGUGGUGGCUUAUUGUUCUCGAAGAAGUAUCGCCAUCCAAGAUUCUCCGGAGUAGAACGAGCGGACUCGGUCACCUGGAAUCCACACAAGUUGAUGGGUGCUCUACUUCAGUGCUCUACUAUUCACUUCAAGGAGGAUGGUCUUUUGAUCAGCUGCAACCAGAUGUCCGCUGAGUAUCUGUUCAUGACCGAUAAGCUCUAUGACAUCAGCUACGACACUGGUGAUAAAGUGAUCCAAUGCGGACGCCACAACGACAUCUUUAAACUAUGGCUCCAGUGGCGUUCCAAGGGCACCGAUGGCUUCGAAAAGGCGAUGGAUCAAUUGAUGGAGCUAGCCGAAUAUCAAGUGAAACGAAUUCGAGAACAGUCGGACAAAUUUUACCUGAUCAUGGAACCGGAGUGUGUGAACGUCUCAUUCUGGUACAUCCCGAAGAGACUGCGUGGAGUUCCUCAUGACGCUAACAAGGAGAAAGAGCUCGGAAAAAUUUGUCCCAUCAUCAAAUCCCGGAUGAUGCAGUCCGGCACUCUGAUGGUCGGAUACCAGCCAGACGAUCGACGCCCCAACUUCUUCCGGUCAAUUAUCUCUUCGAUAGCCGUCAUAAGGUCGGACGUCGAUUUCAUGCUCAAUGAAAUUGAUCGUCUUGGUCAGGAUCUGUAAGGUGACGAUAGCAAUAAUUUACUGAACCGUUGGCCAUCUAGUCUUAAAUUGGAAGACUCUCUCUCUUAUGUAUUGAGAGCAACCUUGGCAUUUGAAAUCGAUGAGAAACUGCCCAGAAUUAAUAGUAGAGACAGUUUCAUUCAACUCUAGUGAACUACCAUAAAUUUGUCAACCAAUGAGUAUCAUUUGCAAUGACAUAUCAAAGAAAAAAUACCGUAACGAAUAAGUUAACUUGCGUUAAGUAAUUGUUAUAAAUAUUGGAAAGUGAAUGAAAUCAAUAUGUAGGAAAGUAACAGAGAAAAUAUUACAAUUAAGUUUGAAUGUUUCUUCUAAUUAAUUGUUUCUAUUGUUAUGUUGAUCAACCCCAAAACAUCCAUAAAACAUAUCGAUUCUUUAUUAUAGUAAAUUUCAAUUACCUAGCAUCCAAGUUCAAUAUCUCAAUUGAAGUGUCAAAACGAACAGACGUGAACGAAGUUUCUACAACAAAUUACCGUAUUUACUAAAAUUGACUGUUGCAAACGAAUAAAUCAGAAAGAAAAAAAUAUAUAUAUACACAAUAUAUAUACUAUACACAAAGUACACGUAUGCUCCCAUGAUCUAUAUACAUGCUCAUCCUGUUCCGCAAUUGAAUACUGACUGGUGACAGAAGUCAAAAUACCUUAAAUCAAUAAGUUUAAUUAUUUGUUGCGAAAUCAGUUUUCCCAAAUCCAAUCAUUCUAACGAAAAAAAAUGAACAUUUCAUCAAUGUGUAGUGUGCAAUAAAAUGAACUAAAAUUUGAAACAGGUGAUGAGCUCAACUCAUCCAACUGUAUGUAUAGUUGUACUAUAAGAAAAUUAUUUGUUAUUUUUUUUUAUUUACAUGUUCCUUUGCCUCUGCUCACGGUUACGUUGUGAAUGAUGUAAAUAUAACUGCGCAAAUAUCAUACAAGAAACCACUUGCUUUAAAACCUCAUAUUCCCACAGCCAGCGGAAUUGGAACGAUGAAUGCUAUAACGACUGAACGUUACAAAAAUUGUUAACUAGAAAUGCGUAAUGAAACUGAUUCUGAGCUUGUUAAUAUCGAGUAUUUGCCAAAGAUCUAGGUCACGAUACAGUAUUAAACCUGCGUUCAGUUAGAGAGUCCAAAUUUACGUUCAUCCAUCGACAAACGAAACUACUAGUGACUGACACAAAGUGUAAUUCAAUAUAGCGUAAUUUAAUGAUCAAGUGCUUGAAAUUUUAUCACCUAUAUACAAAAAGUUAUGUUUGAGUAUAUGAAUUUAUUUUAAAAAAAACGAGCAGUUUGAUUCCAAGCAUUUAUUGCUAGUGCUGAGAACAUCAAAACACAAAAUAAACGACAAAAUCACAAAGUCUUCCUUCAAAUGAAAUGUUAAUUAAAAACCAUGAUUCGCAUUCAUUCUCAGAUACCGUCUAUCGUGGUGAACUAGGGCAGAGAGAACUUAACAAGCUCUUGACGAACUUGCUUUAAUCAGUAGUAUAGUAACGAAGUUUGGAAAGAAAGCUCUCCUUCACCAUAAUGUAUAUUUCAUCUCGAGAGUGAUGGGAAUCAUAACUCGUAUAUUUAAAAGCAACGUAAGAAACACAAAUCAUACUAAUUAGUUGCUUGAUUUGUUGAAACUGAACAAACUUGUUUAAUUAGAAAGAAAAGAACGUCAUAGUCACACAAGUAUCACUAGUAAAAUUUAGCAAAGGAACCACAUGUACAGUUUCAAACCGAAACUGUAACGAAAGCAUCUCCCAAACGUGAACAAUGCAAAGGCGUCGCGGUAGCUCAAUCAUAUUUUAAACAACAAAACCCAACAUCAAAUUGAGCGUAAAAAAUGUAUAUGAAAAAUAAGCAUGUUGCGAAACAUAAAUCAAAAUGAAAAAAAAAACACAAAUUGAACUUUGACAGCCCACUAACUAUAGACCACUAUGCCAUGCUAAGAAACACAAUAGAUGUUAUGUGUUGUUAAAAUGAAUGAAAAAAUAUGUAAAUGCAAUUGAACACAUUGCACAGAAAAAAAGUAAAUAAAUAUCUGUAACCCACUAAA
Molecule: messenger RNA, 3923 nt
Organism: Aedes albopictus (Asian tiger mosquito)
Lineage: Eukaryota; Metazoa; Arthropoda; Insecta; Diptera; Culicidae
Gene: Gad1
Product: glutamate decarboxylase
Exons: 7
Coding region: 352-1890 (512 amino acids)
Biological process (GO): GABA biosynthetic process
Cellular component (GO): cytoplasm
Molecular function (GO): glutamate decarboxylase activity; pyridoxal phosphate binding
Source: RefSeq, a predicted model, not a curated record